AUGGCGGAGCCCAGCAACUGCCACCACACCUUCAAGAUUGCGAAGUCCAACACCACCCUAAUUGUCUGGAAGUGCCAAGUCUGCGACUCGGGGCCACACUGGUAUAUCUACCAGUGCACAAAAUGCGGCCUGAAGACUUGCCAGCCGUGUGCAACGACAGGUAUCCCACCCAUGUAA
This is a messenger RNA of Baudoinia panamericana UAMH 10762, 177 nucleotides long. RefSeq lists its product as uncharacterized. Lineage: Eukaryota; Fungi; Ascomycota; Dothideomycetes; Mycosphaerellales; Teratosphaeriaceae. The transcript has a single exon. The record is from RefSeq and is a predicted model, not a curated record. Bases 1 to 177 code for a protein of 58 amino acids.